AACCACAUCUAACUCCUCUCCACCAAACAUUAACUGGAAUGAAAAAGAUAAGAGAAGACUAGAAUGUUUGAUGGAGCAAACUUUGACCAAGUUAUAUCAUGUCCUCCUCUACCCCUGCAGUCACUUUUCACUGUAGCUGGACUGAAAACACACCUGGCUGUAAACUGCACUGACAGGACCUCCUCUGUAUUUGGGGCUGCCUCAGGAAUGAGUUAAAAACUGAAGAUUAACCACAGAAACCACUUUGUCCACUGACAAGACGACAGUAAUCCCAGUUAAAGUAGGAGUGUGUGUUCUGAGAUGCAGCAUUCAGGUAGUUUAGAUUGUCUGAGUCCUGCUGAGUUGAGGCUGUUAAUCAGGCAGAAGGACUCCAGGAUAAGAACCACGACGGGAUUAGCUGAUGGAUACCAGCAGGCCGGUGUGGUCGUCCUGCCCAAUCAUCUAGCAGAUGACUUUGAAGCCUUCUGUCGCAGUAAUCCCGCCCCCUUGCCGCUCCUUUAUCGCAGCCAAUCAGGAGAGACUUCCUGUCCACCUCUGGCUAAACAUGCUGACAUAAGCACCAACCAGCCAGCUCCUUCUUCACACCUCAGCUCUCUACCACCACCAUCACCCCUCCUCCUCUAACUCCCCACCACCACCAUCACCCCUCCUCCUCUAACUCCCCACCACCACCAUCACCCCUCCCCCUGCCACCCUCCUCCACCACCCCCAGCCUCUCCAUAACAGCUGAUCAGGUGAGAAGUGAGCUUAAAAAGAUGAAGACCAGGAAAGCUGCAGGUCCUGAUGGAAUCAGCUCCAGACUCCUUAGAGACUGUGUAGACCAGCUCUGUCAGGUGCUGCUGCACAUCUUUAACCUGAGCCUGAGUCUGGAGAGGGUUCCUGUUGUUACAACUCGGCUCUUCAGUUGCAACAAAGAUGCUGAGACCACCACUGUAUGAUGCAAAAACAAAGCUUUUAUUGCCCAACAAAAUACUGUGCCACGGCUGCCCAGGCCCAACUCAGCCAGAUCUCUAUGAGGGACUGGAGCUCCCCGGACACAACGCUCCUGUCAGCGAGAGGCCCCGACUGGAAAAGGAGAGCGAUUAAGUACUGCUGAGCCACUGAUUGCAAAUGUGGCUCGGUCAGGUGGCGACACUCAGCUCCUGAUCAGGCGCACCCGGUGGCGAGCUGGAGGGUCGUCACACUGUGUUAUGGAAGACUUCCUGCCUGGUUCCUGUCUCUAAGACCAGGAACCCCAGGGAGCCUAACCACUUCAGACCUGUGGCCCUCACUUCUCACCUGAUGAAGACCAUGGAGAGGAUCGUCCUCAGGAACCUCCGUCCCCAGGUGAGCCCACAUCUGGAUCCACUGCAGUUCGCCUACCAACCGAACAUUGGAGUGGAUGAUGCAGUGGUCUACCUGCUGCACAGAUCACUGACUCAUCUAGAGAACACCAGCAGCAUUGUGAGGGUCAUGUUCUUUGACUUGUCCAGUGCUUUCAACACAAUCCAGCCUUCUCUGCUCAGGGUGAAGCUUGAAGGAGCAGGAGUAGACUGUCACCUGGCUGCUUGGACCAUCGACUACCUCACCAACAGACCACAGUACGUGAGGCUUCAGGACUGUGUGUCUGAUGUGGUAGUCAGCAGCAUGGAGGUCCACAGGGGAAAGUCCUCUCCUCCUUUUUCUUCACCCUGGACACAUCAGACUUCGAUUAUACCUCUGGGAGCUGUCACCUCCAGAAGUUCUCCGAUGAUACAGCCAUUGUUAGGUUUGUAUCUGAGGGGGAUGAGAGGAAGUACAGGACGGUCAUCUCUGACUUUGUUGACUGGUGUGAGCGAAACCAUCUGCAGCUCAACGCCAGUAAGACGAAGGAGAUGAUCAUCAACUUCCGCAGGAGGAGGACACCCCAGACUGCACCGGUGAACAUCCAGGGUUUGGACAUUGAGAUGGUGAACUCAUACAAAUACCUGGGUGUUCACCUCAACAACAAACUGGACUGGACACAUAACACAGAGGUCCUGUACAAGAAGUGGUCUCCACCUGCUGAGGAGACUGAGGUCCUUUGGAGUGUGCAGGACUCUGCUCCAGACAUUCUAUGACUCUGUGGUAGCGUCUGCUAUCUUCUAUGCAGUGGUCUGCUGGGGAGCAGGGAGCACUGAAAGGGACAGAAAGAGACUAAACAGAAGGUCAGGAGGAGGUUCUGUCCUGGACUGUUCCCUGGACUCCAUAGAGGAGGUGGGUGAGAGGAGGAUGUUGGCAAAGCUCACAUCCAUCAUGGACAAUCCCUCUCACCCACUGCAUGAUACUGUGGGGUCUUUAAGCAGCUCCUUCAGCAGCAGACUGAGACAUCCACCCUGCAAGAAGGAACGCUAUCACAGGUCCUUCAUUCCAUCUGUUGUAAGACUGAACAACAUCAGCAUCACUGGCUGAUGUUAACAUAAACUGGACUUACAUCAUAUCAUCUUAAAUCAUGGUAAAAUCUGCACAACAAUUCCUUGCACUGCUGCAUUAUUUAUAGUUAGUAAUACUGUAUUUAUUCAUAUCUCAUCCUUCAUUCUUGUAUAUAUUGUAUAUAUUAUUGUUAUUAUAAUUAUUAUCUUUACUGUACAUAUAGUUAGUGCUGCUCUGAAAGAUUUUUGCUGCUGUAACAAUAGAAAUUUCCCCUGACCUGGGGAGUAAUAAAGGACCAUCUUAUCUGAUCUGAUCUGAUCUGAUCUGAUCUUA
Molecule: messenger RNA, 2703 nt
Organism: Amphiprion ocellaris (clown anemonefish)
Lineage: Eukaryota; Metazoa; Chordata; Actinopteri; Pomacentridae
Product: putative hydro-lyase OCAR_7359/OCA5_c07590
Exons: 3
Coding region: 301-624 (107 amino acids)
Biological process (GO): glutamate metabolic process
Molecular function (GO): D-glutamate cyclase activity
Source: RefSeq, a predicted model, not a curated record